AUGCGCACCUUCCACUACACCCUCGGCCUGGGCCUAGCCCUGGCCCUCCUCCUGGUGGCGGCCUUGACUGUGCAGGCCCAGUCGGGCGUGCCCGGCACCGUGCUACUCGACGACUACCCCGGCGCGACCGACGACGACAAGCUCACGGCUGCGCUGGCCGACGUCAAGACCAAGACCUACAUCCCGGCCAUCUUGCUCAGCGGCCGCACCUACACCUUCACCAAGACCCAGACGCGCGUCAACUUGAACGUCGGUACGGGAGUGAACUCGUGGUUCGUGGGAACAGCUACGACCUACGACGUCUACAUCGCGCGCAUCGGCUUCGCCUCGUCCAACGGCAACUCGCAGUUCUGGCACCACCCACUCAGCGCCGGCACCAUCUACGCCUCGACCUUCGAGACGCUCGGCUUCUUCGGUUUCAAGUACGUCUUCGGCAACCCCACCGAAAAGUGCGCCAUCACCCAGGUCAACUUUGUGGGCCAGUGGACGGCGGUGCCGUCGCUGGACACGGCCUUCACGCUCGGCGGAUCAGACAACGAGCUGUGGACCUCCGGCUACCUCAACAUCGGCGGCGGAUCGCGAACCAACGGGCGGUACCUGCUGCGUUUCGAAAGCCUGAGCAAGACCAACGUGGGUCCCAUCUACGUGACGGCGCACAACGGCUGGUCGGGCCUCCUCGUCACCGGCUCCGACUCAAACGGCCCUGGCCUCGUCAUCAACGGCGCCCGCUUCGAAGGAAUGAACGCGAACGACCCGUCCAGCGGUGCCGUAGUGGUGCAGAAGGGCGGAAAGACCAUCUACCGCGACGUCUGGAUCGCCUACGGCAUGACCAACCCCACCGCCAACGGCCACACUCCCGUCGAUCAGGGCAUGAUUAUGCACACGGGCGGCGAGGCGCUGUGGGACGGCAUCAACUACGAUCGCGCCACCGGCGUGUCGCAGGCCGUGCCGCUCAUCUACGCCAGCGGCGGCAAGGUGCGCGUGCGCAACACCUUCACCGCGGCCAAGGGCGGCGUGUGGACCGCGUUGCCCAUCGUCAAGAGGGCCGGCUCCGCCGUCUACAACCUCGACGACACAGUCACCGAGACCAUCUAA
This is a messenger RNA of Acanthamoeba castellanii str. Neff, 1095 nucleotides long. RefSeq lists its product as uncharacterized. Bases 1 to 1095 code for a protein of 364 amino acids. Lineage: Eukaryota; Discosea; Longamoebia; Acanthamoebidae. The record is from RefSeq and is a predicted model, not a curated record. The transcript has 6 exons.